This is a messenger RNA of Drosophila arizonae, 3058 nucleotides long. RefSeq names its product prominin-like protein. Gene Ontology annotation, cellular component: membrane. Lineage: Eukaryota; Metazoa; Arthropoda; Insecta; Diptera; Drosophilidae. The record is from RefSeq and is a predicted model, not a curated record.
UUAUAUUUGUAGUCAUUUGAGUAGUUUGCGUUUUUUGAAUUUUAUAGUACUUGUCCUGUUUGGACCGUGAAAUGGAUGCUCUGAAGAGAUAGCAGCAGUAUGAAAAGCCAACGUUGUUUUCUCAGUAUCAGGUGUAUAUGGGCUGUAAGGGUGAUAAUAAUAGGAUGUUUGUUGGGCUCAUUGACGAGCUCGGCUGUGGCACAGGAAGAUGAGGACGAAGAUUCAAAUAUUAAAGAAGAUUAUACAGAAGAUUUGUCAACAGAGUUACCAGAACCCAAACCUGUUAACAAGCAUGCAUCAGCCGUAAGGCACUUUGGUAUGCCAAAAUAUAGAGGCGAAUUCAUCAGCUCGAAAGAAUCAUUCAAAGUGGAUGAAUGGCGUCCUGGCUUCGAGGGCUUGGGCACUAUUCAUGAGCAGAUGGGAGAAAAUCAUUGGCCCAAACCCAUUUUUACCAAGUACGAGUCCACGGUGACAUACCAACGUCAAAUUAUAUAUCCAAAAAUGGGCAUGACACCCAUCUAUAAUUUUACGCAUUAUGUGUUUCAAAAUACGUUAAGUGAUCCGCCCUACCUUCCCGAUGGGUAUGUGGUUACCAGCUCCAGGGAUACCUUAAUAUUGGGUCAGAAAACGGAGAUGAACGACUGGCGCGAUUUGCUAUGGAGGUAUUUCCAAUACCUCGUCUGGGUUGCCUUUCUGCUACUUUUAAUUAUAAUCAUACCAUUUAUUGGUGUCUGCUACUGUUGCUUCUGUUGCUGUCGACGCUGUCCCAAGGGCUGUCCGCCCUGUACGAGAGGUCGAGAGACUCGUUUACGAUUUAUAUAUGGAACUCUGCUCUUCCUACUUAUCGUUCUACUUGUCUUAUCCACUGUCGUUGUUUUCUUGACCAACAAAAUGAUCGAUCGGGGCAUGCGCGAGCCGACUCAAGCGAUGCGGAGAAGCGCUGAAGAUACCUGCAAAUAUCUUGAAGAUAUCCGUAGUCAUAUUUUCCAUCUGUUUGGCAACAAUUACGAGGAACUCAUGAAUCAACUCAUUUACUUGCUCACCCAUGCGCACCAUCACAUAUUCCUGGAUCUGUCCGAUAGCUCUGAUGCCAGUGGUCUGGAAGAAUUGGACCGUAUAUUCAAGAAUAUGCGUCAUGCGAGAGCGUUAAUGAAGGAAGUGAAUGCCAUGGAGAACGAAAUGCGGUACCUCAUCUCCCAGCUAAGAGAUGGAGUUCGAGGCGUUAAACGUGAAGUGACUUACGCCUGUCACAUUUCGUCACAUCCGAGAUGCCUAAAUUUUCUACAACGUUCGACGAUUGAGUUUAUAGACGCGGCGAGUUGUUUGCAUAUCGAUCAGUUACCCGAUUCGAACAUCUACCUAGAUGGAUUCAGGAAUAUAAUUGAUGAGAAUUAUAAUCGAAUAUCAAAGAAUGCUCUAUUGCGACUGCAGGCAGUCAAGAACGCUGUUGAUGAGCAUAUGAAAAGGGCGGCACCUCCCAUAAUACUUAGCUUAAAAAGGGGACGUGACUCACUGCUCUAUAAGGCGAUUGAGAUUCGCACCAAAAUCGAUACUGUUGUCAACAAUUUGUACUUUUCGUCGUUGGGCGCCUCCAGAUCCUUUGAGGGCUUCUAUAACAGAUAUGCCAAAAAUCGAUCGGCUAUUAAUCUAAUUGUCUUCAUACUGUUGAUGUUGAUUUCCAUCACACUUAUCAUUGGCCUGAUCUGCGGCUGCUUUGCGAGUAAGGCAGCGGGUGCUGUAAUUUUGCUAUUUGCUCUCAUCUUCAUCUUCUGCGUACUGUCCUUUAUUCUACUUGUGGGUCUUUUCUAUUUUAUAAUCGGGCUACUGACCUAUGGCGGGGCAUGUGAGCCUUCUGGAUAUUUACGUAACCAUGAGACUUUCCUAAAUGUAGAUCGAAAACUGCGACUUUUUCAAAUGUACCAUGAUUCAGAGGACAUAAGCACACGACAAGCUUUGAUCGCCCUUCAAAGUUGUAGUCCAAAUCACACUGUAUUUAAUGUGCUACAGGAUAACUCCAUAUAUGAUGUAACUGAAUUGACGAAAAUUGAAAUUUUCAGCGAAGAUGACCUUUUGAUGCCAUCAUCUCACGAAGACUUCUCAAGUUUAACACUAUUAACUGCAGACGAAUUGCACAAUUUAAAUCAGCUUCUAAAUGGAAAUUUAUCAACGUAUCGAAGUCAACUAUAUACGCAAUAUUUAUGCAGGGGUCUUACGCCCCGUGCUUUGCCUUCUUAUGCCCAGGAGUUGAGGUCAAUAGUCAAGGAUCUCUAUUUUGGCUAUUACGCGGGUCAUUGGAAUAUACGGGUCGCACUAAAUAACGCUGCCAUGAGUCUUGAUGUUUAUCAUAAUGAAUUUGUUGUUCCAAUUCUAAAUCUUCAAAGAUCGAUGCGGGAUAAGUUGAAAAAAAUCGAUAAAAUGAUCUUGUAUAAUAAUAAUAAUUUUGGCUAUAGUAUUAAAACUCUGCUUCGAAUGGCAAUCGAUGCAGAAGCGUUUAUAAAAUCAAAAGGAAAGUAUUUCAUUUAUGAGCUCGCAAAAAACCUGUCUAUAUUCUGUUCGGAGGAGACGCAACAAUUUAUCUCAAUGAUCGAACGUAAAUGCGAAAAUGAAGUCGGACGUUGUGAACUAUUAUCUAACAUCUAUCAUCGUAGUGUUGAUUUGAUCUGUGAAAAUCUUAUUGAUCCAAUUAAUGGCUUUUGGGUUGGUGUGUUGUCCGCUGCUUUAAUACUCCUACCUCUAUUGUUUAUUCUGCAUCGCCUAAUAUGCCUAUACAAAAUAUAUACCCCUCCAACUGCAGCUACUUUUGUUGGACAUUGUCCUGCCUGCAUUGUUCGUGCCCCAGGUGGAUAUUACGCUAACACCCGGAUAGCUAUUCUCGAUAAUAUGCAAGAUUAUAAUGAUCCUCCCUUUGCUGCCACUAAGCAAAAGAAGAAGGACUAAUAAUGUCUAAACGUUAGUAUUCAAACUCAGCGCCAAAGUUUCGUUAAAAAUCAAAUUUAGAACGAAACGCAACACAACGUAACCGAACUAUCGCAGCAUCGUUACUAGUGUGCUAUCGGUA